AUGGAGAAUACUGUUUCGUUACAGAUUGUUGAUUACACCGUAAUAGUGUUAACAUUGUCUGUCUCUUUGGGGAUCGGAAUCCUGUUUGCUGUAAAAGAUUUCAAAAAUGUCAACAGAACAGAGUUUCUACUUGGUGGACGACGCAUGUUCAUGUUGCCUGUUGCAUUAUCUAUUUUUGCAACGUUUACAUCAGGCAUUGCUCUUGUGGGUAUGCUCACUGAUAUCUACAUGAACGGAUGCAUGGCGGCUGCGCUGAUUGCAGGAAUCACGAUAGGUUACAUUGUUGCUGCGUUUACUAUUGUGCCUUUGCUGUAUCCGCUGCGAUUGACAAGUCUGUAUGAAUACCUUCAGCUGAGGUACCACUCCACAACUCUACGGAUAUUUGUUGUUCUCGUGGGAAUGCUACAAACUCUGUGCUACAUGGCAAUAGCUCUUCUCUCUCCAGCAUUAGCAUUGCAGGCCGGUGCCAGCCUACCAAUGUGGGUGUCUGUAGGCAUUGUGGGUGUCAUUGGGACUGUCUACUCCGCCAUCGGAGGAAUCAAGAGU
Molecule: messenger RNA, 546 nt
Organism: Candidula unifasciata
Lineage: Eukaryota; Metazoa; Mollusca; Gastropoda; Stylommatophora; Geomitridae
Source: the annotation of a GenBank genome assembly